Molecule: messenger RNA, 2173 nt
Organism: Acyrthosiphon pisum (pea aphid)
Lineage: Eukaryota; Metazoa; Arthropoda; Insecta; Hemiptera; Aphididae
Exons: 3
Coding region: 786-2153 (455 amino acids)
Molecular function (GO): nucleic acid binding
Source: RefSeq, a predicted model, not a curated record
UGUGUGUGCGAGCGCGCGCGCGGCCCCCCUCGCCAUCAGCGUGUGCCUGUGUGCGUGCGUACACGAACAACAAAAAUCGAACGGCCAUUUUAUUGUUUUGCAAACGACGACAACGCACGAAAGGAUAAACCUGCUGCUGCUGCUGCUGCCGCCACCGCCGCCGCCGCUACAGAUCCGUCAUCCCAUAAAACUGCCAGUGUUGCCAAAACAGUUUAUAAAACCCGUCCGAUCGCGGGCGAUCCGUCACCGCGGUUCGCGCCCCACGGUCGUUGUUGCCGCGCAGUCUCGCCCAUACGGUCUCUGUUGUAUACACUUUAAUAAUAUUCCGAUACCACCGCCUGUCGUCUGUAGUCGUGUUUAGUGUUUACGGGUUUACGACGACGCCAACAACAACAACGAAAACGAUAAUAAAUCAGAUCACUGCACUACGCUAUCACGAUGUGACUUGUUUCCAAUUGUUAUAACUACCUACCACAAGUCGUCUUUAAGACCUCUUAAUCGUUUUUUCCGCAAUAGUGCAUACUGCAGCAUUGUGCCGAGUGAAAUGUAUUAGUGAUCAGUAAUUACGUAUCGUAUAUUUUGUGAUUCGGGCGUGUUUGCUAAAUUUUGUUUAAUUGUCCACCACAACGGAUUUUAAAUAAUAGCUUUGUUGAUACACGUUUUUAUUAAUUUCUACACCGUAAGAACGGUCAUUAUCAAUUUCCGUUCUUACGUUAGGAUUGUAGUGUUCAUAAAUAGUGUACAAUCGAUUAUUAUUGGAAUAAUAAUGCAUAUAAAAAAUUAGAAUGGAAGAAAAGUUUAAUGCUGUCGUACCAGUCAAAAAAAAUCCCCGUGGAAAGUUUGUUGGCUGUCAACAGAAACAAAUGAUUAUCAAUUUGUACAUAUCGAAAAUGUCAGAGCAAGCCACACUGCCAGAUCAACGACGCCUUAAAUACAUAGACCUUAUCAAAUUGAUGUCACAGGAAACCGGUAUUGGUCAACGCACAAUUUCAAUGACUUUAUCUGAAUACAAGAAAAAAGGUACCAUUUCUUCUCCUAAUAGAAAAAAAGUAAGACCAAAGUUAACUGAAAAAGUUGAUGAAUUUAACAAAAAUGCUAUUCGACGAAAAAUACACGGGUUUUGGCAUCGUAAAGAAUUUCCAACUUUUGAAAAAAUAAUGGCAUCAAUUAAUGACGAUCCCAACUUAUCGAAUUUUUCGCGUUCAUCUUUGCAAUUAUUAUUAAAAGACUUAAAUUUCGUAUACACUAAAAUAAAAAGAAAUUUUGCUUUAAUCGAAAGAGGUGAUAUAGUCUGCUGGAGACAAAAGUACUUGGAAUCUAUUAGAUAUUAUCGUAGCCAUGAUCGUCAAAUUUAUUAUCUUGACGAAUCUUGGAUAAACGUAGAAGAAUCAGCUAAAUCAGUCGAUACUACAAUUCAAUCUGGACAAAAGAAUUUAUCAGGUAAAGGAAAACAAUUAAUUGUUGUCCACAUAGGAUCGUCUGAUGGAUUUGUUCCUGGUGGUCUUUGGUAUUUUGAAUCAAAAAACAAUUCUAGCGAUUAUCAUGAUGAAAUAAAUGAUGUUACAUUUUACGAAUGGUUUAGUGGCAUUAUAUCGUUGUUAGAAGACAACGCAGUGAUCGUUAUGGAUACUGCAUCGUACCAUUCGGUUCAAAAAGAUACGUUUCCCCUCGUUUCGUGGGAAAAGAGUAAAAUUAUUAAAUGGUUGGAGGAUAAGGGAAAGUUAAUUCAUCGACCCAUGGUUAAACAUCAACUAUUAGAGGAGGCAGAACAAUUUCGACCGAUUUGUGAAAAGUAUGUAAUUGAUGAAUUAGCAAAAGAAAAUAAUAAAAUAGUACUUAGGCUACCUCCAUAUCAUUCUGAGUUAAAUCCUAUGGAGUUAGCAUGGUCCUUUGUCAAACGCUAUGUCAAAACAAAUAACACGACAUUCAAAUUACCAGAUGUACAAAAACUACUACAUGAAGGUGUGGAACUAGUUACACCUCAGUUGUGGAAAAAUUUUAUAAAUCAAGUCAUCAAAGAAGAAGAUCAAUUCUUUGAAAUCGACUUUAUCACGGAUGAACUUUUGGAAGCGGAACUCAUGGAACCCAAUACUUUACAUUAUGUAACCAUAAAAGGCGAUAUCUCUGAAUCUGGAUCUGAAUUUGAUGACUAAUAAAAUAUUGUUAAUACAAU